Messenger RNA from Talaromyces proteolyticus, 3757 nucleotides. RefSeq names its product putative phosphatidylserine decarboxylase Psd2. Gene Ontology annotation, molecular function: calcium ion binding; phosphatidylserine decarboxylase activity. The coding region runs from base 226 to 3405 and encodes 1059 amino acids. The record is from RefSeq and is a predicted model, not a curated record. Gene Ontology annotation, biological process: phospholipid biosynthetic process. Lineage: Eukaryota; Fungi; Ascomycota; Eurotiomycetes; Eurotiales; Trichocomaceae. The transcript has 7 exons.
UCCGUCUCUUCCACCCUCCCUCCCCCUUGUGCGGUGCACACAUUAAACACAGCACUGCUCAACCCUAUCCACCACGCCCACGAGUUACCAGUGCCCACGUUGGCCCAGACUCAUGUCUGCGAGGCAUUGAGCGCCUUGCCUUGCCUUGCUCCUUGCCUGCCUUAACCCGUCCCGUCCAUCGAUCAACGUCAUUCGUGUCGUGCGUAUACCCCGCAUUCACCCACAAUGGUCCGCCUUUUCCCUCAACGCUUCAUCAGCUCGAGGAGCACAACUCCUCUCCAGCAAAGCCGAAGUACCAGCCCAAUGCGAUCCCCCACCGACUCCUCUCUUGCACUCAGGGUGAAUGUGGUAAAGGGUAGAAACUUGGCUGCAAAGGAUAGAGGUGGCACGAGCGACCCGUAUUUGAUCGUCUCCCUCGGGACUUCGCGCGAGUCGACCCCAACGAUAAGCAAGACCCUCAACCCCGAUUGGAAUGUAACCUUUGACCUCCCAAUUGUCGGCGUCCCGCUGCUAGAAUGUGUCUGCUGGGAUCGUGAUCGGUUUGGGAGGGAUUAUAUGGGAGAGUUCGAUAUUCCUCUGGAAGAGAUUUUCUCAGAAGGUGAUAUUCAGCCGCAGCCAAAAUGGUAUAACCUGGAAUCAAGGCGAAAACGGGGUAAGAAGAAGGAAAGCGUUGUAUCAGGCGAAAUUCUCCUGCAGUUUACCCUGAUCGAUGUUGCAACCCCCACAGCACCUCCUUCGGACACAUACCGCAGAUUCAAAUCCAUUGUAUGCGCCGCCGAUGCUGAUGAGGACGAUGACACUACUCUUGCGCCGAUUUCGUGGAACCAGGAAGACAACGAUAAAGAUGAGGAAACGUCGGAUGAAACCGAUGACCCUACGAAACCAGAGGUGGUUGAAAAGCGAAAACGUCGUCUUCGCAUCGCCCGGUUGAAACGGAAAUCUAUUGCUGCUAGAGCUUAUCAAUUUUCUGGAGCCCCAAACGGGACGGACGGAAUUGUUUUCAUUGAAAUAAGCAGAAUAACAAACCUGCCGCCAGAGAAAAACAUGACACGGACAUCAUUUGAUAUGGACCCUUUCGUGGUAAUAUCUCUGGGAAGAAAGACUCUUCGAACUAGGGUUAUCCGUCAUAACCUUAACCCGGUAUUUGAUGAGAAAAUGGUCUUUCAGGUCAUGAAGCAAGAGAAAAGUUAUACUAUUAGCUUUACGGUCGUCGACCGUGAUAAGUUGUCUGGAAACGAUCUUGUUGCUACGGCCGACCUGCCAUUACUUACACUCAUUGCUGCAGCUCCUGAAGCCGACCCCGAGACAGGUCUAUACAAGCUACAGGAGCCUCCGGUGGCUGGUCGAACCAUGCACUCUCAGAAGUCGCGUUUCAGAAUACCCAUAUCCCGCUCGACAUCGUCCACCAAUCUAAGCAGGUCGUCGAAGCCAAAUUUGAUAUCUAAAUCUUCAAACACGUCACUUUCCAGCCUGGCUCAGUCUGACCUUUCCCCUCCAACUCCUCCUAGCAGUGUUCCCAAUGAUGGCAAUACUUCACUGCUGACUGUUUCCGGUGCAACUACGCCUAAGACUGAAGAGGCUCCUACCUCAGUUCAAGUUUCUGCUGAAGAUGAGGAUCUCAGAGUCUACACAAUUCCUCUAUCACUAAAAAAUAAGGAGCGUUGGGAAGACAAGUAUUCACCCGAGCUUUUCAUCAAAGCCAAAUACAUGCCAUACAGAGCACUCCGGCAGCAGUUCUGGAGAGUCAUGUUGAAGCAGUACGACGCUGAUGACAGUGGUCGAAUCAGCAAGAUAGAACUGACCACCAUGCUUGAUACGCUUGGGUCUACACUUAAGGAGUCAACAAUUGAUGAAUUCUUCUCGAGAUUUACCCCGGCAAAUCAAUCGAGUGACACGGUUGAUUUGACAUUUGACCAAGCUGUUAUCUGCCUGGAGGAUGCCCUUCAAAAGGUGCAGAGGCACAAUUUCGCAGCAAGUGGCAUAUCCACAACCGAGAACCGCAGCCCAGAUGAUUCGAGUGGUGUAGAUAUACCUUCUGACACGACAGACCUUUCAGAAGUACAAUCAGACCCUCGACAGCCGGAUAUUACGAAUUUACUAGAAAUGGACCAACCGUCUCCGGGCUUCGGGGAGCUUGCUCCUGACGAUCUUAUUGAUGAACGCGGUGAAGAACAUAUCAUUGAGAUCGCGGAAUGCCCUCUUUGUCACCAGCCGCGGCUUGGUAAACGAUCCGACGCAGACAUCAUCGCCCACCUUGCAACCUGCGUCAGCCAGGACUGGCGGCAGGUUGACAACCUUGUGAUGGGCGGUUUCGUGACGUCUAGCCAAGCACAACGAAAAUGGUAUAGUAAAGUCGUCACCAAGAUUGGAUACGGAGGCUAUCGGCUUGGUGCAAACUCAGCGAAUAUUCUCGUCCAGGAUCGUAUUACUGGCCAUAUCAACGAAGAAAAAAUGAGUGUCUAUGUUCGCCUUGGAAUCCGGUUGCUCUAUAAAGGACUGAAGAGUCGCGAAAUGGAAAAGAAGAGAAUUCGAAAGAUGCUUAAAUCGCUUAGUAUCAAACAAGGUAAGAAAUACGACGACCCCGUAUCUACCAGCCAAAUCGAGAGCUUCAUCAAUUUCCACCAACUCGACAUGUCCGAGGUUUUGGAGCCCGUUGAAAACUUUAAAAAUUUCAAUGAGUUUUUCUACCGCAAAUUGAAACCCGGCGCACGUCCUUGUUCAGCUCCGAAUGACCCGAGGAUCAUUGUCUCCCCGGCCGAUUGUCGUAGUGUGGUUUUCGAUCGCAUCGAAGAUGCCACGAAGAUUUGGAUCAAGGGGAGAGAGUUCUCGGUUGAACGAUUACUUGGAAAAGCGUAUCCAGAAGAUGUUGCUCGAUACAAAAAUGGCGCUCUUGGAAUUUUUAGACUUGCUCCUCAAGACUAUCAUCGAUUCCACAUACCUGUCGACGGAGUAAUGGGUACUCCAAAGACCAUUGAAGGCGAAUACUACACCGUGAACCCUAUGGCUAUUCGCUCGGCACUUGAUGUCUAUGGGGAGAAUGUCCGAGUAUUGGUUCCCAUCGAUUCUGCUACCCACGGUCGGGUGAUGGCCGUGUGCGUUGGCGCUAUGAUGGUUGGUAGCACGGUGAUUACUCGCCGGCCUGGAGAAAAGGUCUCACGUGCUGAAGAAUUGGGUUAUUUCAAAUUUGGAGGAAGUACCAUUGUUCUGCUGUUUGAGUCCGGAAUCAUGAACUUUGACUCAGAUUUGGUUGACAACUCCAAGGGGGCGCUGGAAACUCUGAUCCGAGUUGGCAUGUCCAUUGGCCACAGCUCAGAUGCUCCUCAAUUCGAGGCCGACGUGCAUCAAAAGGAGCAAGAGACCUCGACGGAAGCAAGGGAGGCAGCGAAGCGCAGGAUAGCAGGGUAGAUGUCACCCAACCUGCUCUUCCGAGUUUGCCUCCUGAUGGGUAUAGACUUAAUACUUAGAAUAUAGCGUCGUGGUAUAUGGCAAAUAUGCCAGAGCUGUUCGUCGAAUCAUUGCAUUUCAUGUUCAUAAUAUUGCAAGACCGAGGCUUUCAAGCUGUAGUCUUGCGAGACACAAUAUCCAUACUCAUGUAAAUAGAUAUGCGUUACGAGGACACGUUUUCAAGAGCACAUCACCUUGCCGUAUACUGAAGCAGAAAGCAUCCAUUGUAAAAUAGGGAAUAUUCAUACCUUCAUAGCAUGGGCCAGUCUUAUCUUGACAAGUCUUGGCGCUUUCCCCUCGUGCCCAAUUAGAC